Molecule: messenger RNA, 561 nt
Organism: Morchella importuna
Lineage: Eukaryota; Fungi; Ascomycota; Pezizomycetes; Pezizales; Morchellaceae
Exons: 3
Coding region: 1-561 (186 amino acids)
Biological process (GO): mitochondrial electron transport, succinate to ubiquinone; tricarboxylic acid cycle
Cellular component (GO): membrane
Molecular function (GO): succinate dehydrogenase activity; electron transfer activity
Source: RefSeq, a predicted model, not a curated record
AUGUUUUCAAACACUACAUUCAGAACAGCUUCAAGGCUGUCUUCCAGACAAGUUAGUCCGCUUCUCAAAUCAACCUCCGUAAGGGCGACGUCUUCAAGCUUUCCCGCCCAAACUAGAUCUGCGGGCACUACAUCAGAAAAUGUUACCCAAGACCAGGCGCACUCGAUUCUUGCUGCCCAGCGCAAGCUGCGCCCCAUCUCUCCUCAUCUCAGCAUUUAUCAGCCUCAGUUGACCUGGUACCUGUCUAUCCUUAACCGUAUCACCGGUGUGGCUCUCUCUGGCGGUAUAUACGUUUUUGCCCUUGCCUACCUUGCUGCUCCUACCUUCGGUCUACACCUUGAGUCAGCUACAAUUGCUGCUGCGUUUGGUUCUCUGCCUGUAGCAGCAAAAGUCGGAAUUAAGGCGGCUGUGGCGCUACCAUUUACAUUCCACUCAUGGAACGGAAUAAGGCAUUUACUUUGGGACACCGGUAAAGCAUUGGAUAUCAAAGGGGUUUAUAGGACUGGAUACGUCGUACUGGGAUUGACAACCUUGAGCACGGUGUACUUGGCGUUUAUGUAG